UUCUGUUGCGUCAGUUUCGCAGCAGGUGACCCCCACCCCUUCGCCAAAAUCCGGCUAUUAGAUGUGACCACGAGGUUGAUCAGGAGAAGCCAUCAUGUCUUAAACACAGACGGGCCCUCUGGAGCCCUGUCCCCCCACCCUGGACCACCCUCCCCUUCCCCCAUCCACCACCUUACCCCUUCUCCCAGCCCCAUCCCACUCCCAGACCUUCCUGCACAUGUGAGGGACAGGCUACCCAGCCCUGGCUCCCCACUGGCACACCCCUCCCCUCCCUCCGGAGAGAUGAGCCUGCAGAAGCACCAGCAGUUGGGUGGUGGUAGCGGUGGGGUGAUGGGCUCUGAUCGGGACCUGCAGUCUACUGCUUCCUCCAUCUCCCUGCCCUCUGUGAAGAAGGCCCCCAAGAAGAGACGCCUCUCCCUCGCCUCUCUGUUCAGACGGCGAGGUCGGGAGUCCAAAUCAGGGCGCCAAAGGUCUAGAGAGCUCCAGCACACUGGACCUGGAGGGCUCGGAGGGGUGGACGGCAUCGCCAGCAUUGAGAGCAUCCACUCUGAGAUGUGUAACGACAAGAACUCUGCCUUCUUUUCUGUGGCCGGGACCGGAGCUGCCUCUGCUGCUGCUGCUGCUGCUGCUGCCGCCGCUGCUGCUGCUGCCGCUGCCGCCUCCACCUCCACCUCAUCUGCCUCAGGGCCUUCUUCCUCUACCUCCUCUUCCUCCUCCACCUCCAAGGUGGGGGGUGGGGUGGGGGCAGAGCUACUGGAGUGCCCGCUGUGCCUUCUGCGCCACUCCAGGGAGAGCUUCCCUGACAUCAUGACCUGUCACCACCGCUCCUGCAUCGAUUGCCUGCGCCAGUACCUGCGCAUUGAGAUCUCAGAGUCGCGUGUCAACAUCAGCUGCCCUGAGUGCUCAGAGCGCUUUAACCCACACGACAUCCGCAUGAUCCUGGGUGACCGGGCGCUCAUGGACAAAUACGAGGAGUUCAUGCUGAGGAGGUGGCUUGUGGCUGACCCUGACUGCCGCUGGUGCCCUGCACCGGACUGCGGGUACGCUGUGAUCGCCUUUGGGUGUGCCAGCUGUCCUAAGAUCACGUGCGGCAGGGAGGGCUGCGGCACAGAGUUCUGUUACCACUGUAAGCAGCUGUGGCAUCCCAACCAGACCUGUGACGCAGCACGACAGCAGAGGGCCCAGAGCCUCCGCCUGAGGACGGUCCGCUCAUCCUCCCUCAGCUACAGCCAAGAGAGUGGAGCUGCAGCUGAUGACAUUAAGCCAUGUCCACGCUGUGCUGCCUACAUCAUCAAGAUGAACGACGGCAGCUGUAACCACAUGACCUGCGCUGUCUGCGGCUGUGAGUUCUGCUGGCUCUGCAUGAAGGAGAUCUCAGACCUGCACUACCUGAGCCCGUCAGGCUGUACUUUCUGGGGAAAGAAGCCAUGGAGCAGGAAAAAGAAGAUUCUUUGGCAACUGGGAACACUUGUGGGUGCCCCUGUCGGCAUCGCACUCAUCGCCGGCAUAGCUAUCCCCGCUAUGAUUAUUGGCAUCCCUGUAUAUGUGGGAAGAAAGAUCCAUAACCGCUAUGAAGGCAAGGAUAUCUCCAACCACAAGAGGAACCUGGUGAUCGCUGGUGGAGUGACUCUCUCUGUCAUUGUGUCCCCAGUGGUGGCUGCAGUCACUGUCGGCAUUGGAGUUCCCAUCAUGCUGGCUUAUGUCUACGGUGUGGUGCCCAUCUCUCUGUGCCGUAGUGGAGGUUGUGGUGUCUCAGCUGGAAACGGGAAAGGAGUUCGCAUUGAGUUUGACGAUGAGAAUGACAUGAAUGUUGGCAGUGGGGCAGCUGCCACCGAUACUACAUCAGUGGCAGACACCAGGAACAACCCCAGUAUAGGUGAAGGCAGUGUCGGGGGGCUAACGGGCAGCCUGAGUGCCAGCGGCAGCCACAUGGACCGUCUGGGGGCCAUCAGGGACAACCUGAGCGAGACGGCGUCCACCAUGGCCCUAGCAGGAGCCAGCAUCACCGGCAGCCUUUCUGGCAGUGCCAUGGUCAAUUACUUAAACAGGCUGGAGGUGCAGGCCGAUGUGCAGAAGGAGCGCUGCAGUCUGAGCGGCGAGUCUGGCACUGUCAGCCUGGGUACAAUCAGCGACAACGCUAGCACCAAAGCAAUGGCUGGAUCCAUUCUUAACGCCUACAUGCCCCUCGACAGAGAUGGGAACAGUAUGGAGGUCCAGGUUGACAUCGAAUCCAAACCCGGUAAACUACGGCACCACAGCGGCAGUAGCAGUGUAGAUGACGGCAGCCAUGUCGGCCGCUGUGGCUGGACCUGCCCCUCCAACGGUUGCACCUCCUCAGAAGGCAAAGGGACCUCCACUAAAUGGGCCAAAGAGGCAUCCUGCUCCUCCUCCUCUAGCUCAGGGGGCAAAAAGAGCAAAGGCAAGCUGCGCAAAAAAGGCGGCGGAGGCACCAAGAUCAACGAGACGCGGGAAGACAUGGACGCUCAGCUGCUGGAGCAGCGCAGCACCAACUCCUCAGAGUUUGACUCCCCCUCGCUGAGCGGUAGCCUGCCGUCCGUGGCCGAUUCUCACUCCAGCCACUUCUCCGAGUUCAGCUGCUCCGAUCUGGAAAGCAUGAAGACGUCCUGUAGCCACGGCUCCGGUGGAGGCGACUACCACACACGCUUCGCCACCGUCAGCCCCCUACCCGAGGUGGAGAACGACCGCCUGGAGACCUGCCCCGCUUCUUCUUCGUCCUCCUCCCAGGGGCAAGGAGCUGUGAUCACUCCCCACUCCCCCACCUCCACCACCUCCUCCCUGGGCCAUGGCGCAGAGCUCUCCCCUCUCUGCUUCAUCACAGAGGAGAAUGUCAACCUGGUGUGCCCCGCUGAGCUGGACUCUCACAGCAACACCAGAGAGCUGCUAAAAGAAACCAACAACAACCACCAACCACAGCACCCAACCCAAACCCAGCAGCAGCCCAAGAACUCCUGUAUACAGACUGACAUAUAAAAUCUCAAUACCUUAAGUGCUGCACAGACGCUGUUUUUAUUUAACAUCUUUUUCUCCUCUAAACUAACAAUCAUAGCCUACAGUUUAACCUGCAUUUUCUGUUCUUCCCCUUGUAAAGGGGAUGUGUUAUUUUGGGAUUUUUGUCCUUCAUAAAAAAGCAACCCUUGAGUAAAACAGAUCUGUGUGUCCACUGACUGUCAGAGGGCUUAUUGGAAGUAUUAAGAGGUUUCCACAGUGCAGCCAUGUGAGAAAGCUUAAGGUUGUGAAUGCUGGUGUUUCUCCCUGUGCGACCCGCUGACUGCUAACACUUUUUUGACAGUUCACUCACUCACCACUUGUAACAGAGACAGCCUUCAUAUUUAGCCGCUGUCCUAUUGAUCUGUGUAGGUUCAAAUAAAGCCACUGUGCCGGUUUUCGCUAGUAUUUGAUUUUGGCUCGACAAUGCGGAUGCAACACCAUGCAGGAAUCUUAAUGUUACAGCUUUCCAGAAGUGAACUCAAACAGGGACCAGGCAAUAUGAUACACUAGUUCCUCUUUUUAUCCCCCUCCCCCUAAACAUAUUAAUAACAGAGGAACCUUUGUGUUCUUGUCUGUAUUUAUUAUUAGACUUUUUUUUGUCUUUUCCCUGGAUGUUUUGUUUGAGAUGAACCCUCUAAUGUAUAAUUGUAAGGCCUGGGCUCAACAUCAUUUUAGCACUAAAAUCAGCUUGUAACACAACUGAGGUUCUCUUUUAGAUGGAUGCACACUCGACUGUUGUCGGAGACGGUGCUUGACGGCUUUUUAGCAGCUUGGUAACCACUGAGUUUAGACCUGUAGCUAAAACCCUCAGUGUGUGCUUUUAGUGCCAAGAUGACUUUGGAAGCUCAGGUCUGGUUAAGUUCUGUGGAGAGCUUUGCGGUGAUUUAUGUUGGGGGUGGUUGGGGGUUGUUUGACUUGAGGAAGGUCUCUGGAAGGCCAUGGUUGUCGAGAUAAUGCUGAAAGUCAUUAUAUUAACAUUAACCAAUGGGUUGGUCAAUUCUGUGAAAUUGUAUCAAGAAAAUGUUUUGUCCUGUUCAAAGGUGAUUUAUUCAGGCUGACGGCCUCGCCUCACUGAGUAAGAGAGAGCUUUGAUAUCUUUCUUUGUUAACUCAUGGUGCCUUUCAAGAAGCUGUUUGUGUUCUCUGUUUGUCUCUCUCUCUCUCUCUCUCUCUCUCUCUCUCUCUCUCUCUCUCUCCCUCUCCCUCCACUGUGUCUUCAAGACUCCAAACAACAACAACUCAUUAUAGGUUGCAGAAUGUCUGUCUGUGUAGGAGGGAUGCUCAUUCACAUACAGAACAUACUGUGGUAGACAUGGUAAAUGAAGACUUUUCAAUUGCCUACCAAAGACAGCACUCAGGCUCUUGUUAGAUCUUAUACCUUUGACUUGUCACCUGUAGACACAGUAUGGUGCAUCCUUUUUACAUCACAGGGAUGAAUGAAGACAAGACCCAGGAUCAUACAGACAUACAGACUGCUGUUUUGUACAUGCUUCACAAAUGCUACGCAAAUAACCGAGGCCCCAGAACGGCCUGAGGCACCUGCACUGUUACCUGUGUUUCUUAUUACAUUGAUGUUCUGAAAUGCACAAAUGUGAAUAGGGAUACAUAGGUUUGUUCUGGGUUACCUUCCCUAUUGAUUUGUCCAGUGAUUCCUGUUUGUGUUGCCAAUCAGUGCUGCUGAGCAGACUUGAAGUCAAAUUCUGUUUUCAACACUUUAAUUUUGGAGUGUUUGCUUAGGCCUGUCUUUACUGCUCAGUGGUCAGCUUUAUUGAGGCCACUGAGCCGGCUCAGGUGAACCUCUACCAGGUAGGUAAAAGCAUCUUGAAUGGUAUUUUGACCCAGGUCUGUUACUGAAUGAACACUCAAGUUUGGUUCGGUGGAUAAGGCUACAUGCUGCAGUCCUUCCCGCAUUGUUUCUGUUCUUCCUCUCCGGGUUCUGUUUCUCAUUCUUCACCAAAACUCCAGUUUCUUGAUCCUAAUUUGAACACUAGUGCCAGAUAUAAUUUGUAAUUUGUGCAGAAUGGCAUAAGGUAUUUGUAUAUGUGUUUGGUAAUUUGCUUUACUAUAUGCGUGUAAAUGCAUAUCAGAAAAAUAAAAAAACUAUAUGAAA
This is a messenger RNA of Dicentrarchus labrax (European seabass), 5118 nucleotides long. Its product is annotated as E3 ubiquitin-protein ligase RNF19A. Gene Ontology annotation, molecular function: ubiquitin conjugating enzyme binding; zinc ion binding; ubiquitin protein ligase activity. NCBI's taxonomy places the organism in Eukaryota, Metazoa, Chordata, Actinopteri, Moronidae. Gene Ontology annotation, biological process: ubiquitin-dependent protein catabolic process; protein polyubiquitination; positive regulation of proteasomal ubiquitin-dependent protein catabolic process. Gene Ontology annotation, cellular component: cytoplasm; ubiquitin ligase complex. The transcript has 9 exons. The record is from RefSeq and is a predicted model, not a curated record. The coding region runs from base 283 to 2991 and encodes 902 amino acids.